CGGUCCCUCAGUUGACGAUCGAACAACGCCACGAGAUGAUGAUAUCAUUGGUAUUCCUGCUGGGCCUCAGCUGUACUUUCUAUAGUGGAUCCACAAUGCUGACUGCCAAAUCGGAGCCAAGCAUCAGGCAGUUGCUGGAAAAACAGCAGCUGAAACUAACUCAUCUAGAGUUUACACUGAGGCAUGUCCUAAGCAAGGUUUUGUUCCUCACUGAUGCCGAUGUGCAUGCCCCAAGAAGGUCGCCACCGGAUCCCCUGUUGGAGUUAUCACAGCGCAUGAAUCAGCUGCUUCAGCGGCUGCAAAGUGAGGAGAGAGCCGCAGAUAUUCUCAGUAGAAUAGAAGCGAAAAUCAAUGCAUCAGAAUGUCAGGAAACUACUUCAAAUGAGACUUUAGUCGACUACAAAGCAGAGGCAGUGGCAAAUGUAACAGAGGAACACGAAAAAAAGGAACUACCGAAACUGGAUCCAAUGCAACCAGCCAAGGCUGACUGCUACGAGCUGGAGGACGCCACACGACGGGAUGGCGUCUAUAAAUUCCUAGUGCCAGAACUGAACGAAGUCGGCCGCGAUUUCAAUGAGCGCUUCUGCGCCUUCACCUUGGAUGGUCCCGCCUGGACGGUGAUACAGAGUCGCGGACCCUACCGGCAGCAGGAGAACUUUAAUCGCACUUGGGACGAGUACCGUACGGGGUUCGGUAGCUUGGAGCGGGACUUCUGGUUUGGCAACGAAUUUAUACACAAGAUUGUCUAUCGCGACGAUCACAUGCUGCGCAUCGAGCUGGAGGAUCAGGAGGGGGCGCGAGAUUGGGGCGAGUACGCGGUGUUCCGGCUGGACAGUGAGAGCUACAACUACCAGUUGGUUAUCGACGGCUACCAGGGUUCCAUGCCCGAUGCCCUGGAGUACCACAACAAGAUGGAUUUCAGCACUUGCGACCGCAGGAACGACCAGAGCCCGCGCGACAGUGUGCCCUGUGCCGUGCGCUUUGGCAGCGGCUGGUGGUUCGAUCGUUGCCAGGAGUGCAACCUCAAUGGGAUCUAUCCAGGAUCGGGCGGUUCGGGUAUCAUCUGGGCAGACUGGCGCAGCGGUAAUUAUACCUUGACGACGGCCCGCAUGAUGAUACGACCCGUACUCUUUGUUCCGGCCACCGCGGAGGACAUUUACGACGAGUAAUCCUCGAGCACUUUUAAAAUUUAAAUAGAAUUUAUCAUCAUUUUGAUUGCCUUUUUGAUCGUUACCGAUAAGUUCCUCCUCCUAAGAAGCGUUACCGAUAGGUAUCGCGGCAAGGGGUCUAAAAGUCCAUCGAAGGGAUGAUCUAAAUACUUGUUUGGUUU
Molecule: messenger RNA, 1330 nt
Organism: Drosophila subobscura
Lineage: Eukaryota; Metazoa; Arthropoda; Insecta; Diptera; Drosophilidae
Product: techylectin-5A
Exons: 3
Coding region: 36-1169 (377 amino acids)
Source: RefSeq, a predicted model, not a curated record